CGCGCCCGGCUUCAACGUCUAUCACUCCUGCGCCAUGCUCAGCCGCGUGCUGGCGCUGCACGGCCAAGGCCUCAGCCCGCGGUAGUCGCGGCUGUUCAAGGAGGGCUGCUCCAUGCUUCAGAAUGUCCUUCGGCGGCAGCUGCCGGAGCUUCACCCCCGCACGGUAGUGGUGGUGGUGGUGGUGGUGGCUUACAGGCCUGGCAACUCCCACCACCCGAGUGGUCACCACGCCCACCACCCGGCACGUCGUCGUCCGCACGCCCAGCAGCGCCCACGUCCCCUUGCCUUCCCCUACAACCCGCAUGCGAUGGACGCCUUUCUGAGCUGCUGCGCCGCGGAGCUGCCACGCUUCACCCCGCUGAAUGAAGGUGCGGCACGUGCAUGCACUGGCGGUCAGCGGUUGACGGCGGCCGGCGGUGAGGAGGGGCUGGUCCCCCAGGGCACCAAGGUGCUGAUUGGCGAGGUGGAGAAGAUCGGCCCCGAGGAGGCGCUGUCACAGGAGAAGCUGUGCCCCAUCCUGGCCAUGUACAAGGCGCCCGACUACGACGCCGGCGUCAAGAUGGCGUGCGACCUGAUCAUGUACGGCGGCGCCGGCCACACCAGCGUGCUGUACACCAACCCGCUCAACCACGCCCACAUCCAGCAGUACCAGAACGCGGUCAAGACCGUGCGCAUCCAUCCUGAUCAACACCCCCGCCUCGCAGGGCGCCAUCGCACCUGCUCAACGUCAAGACCGUCACCGCACGCCGCGAGAACAUGCUGUGGUUCCGCGUGCUGCCCAAGAUCUACUUCAAGGGUGGCUGCCUGGAGGUGGCGCUGGGCGACCUGCGCGGUGUUCUACCACGUGACCCCCGACCCGACCCUGGCCUGCAUUGAGGCCGGCCUGAAGGAGAUCCUGGAGUUCAAGCCCGACGUCAUCAUCGCGCUGGGCGGUGGCUCGCCCAUGGACGCGGCCAAGAUCAUGUGGCUGAUGUAUGAGUGCCCUGACACCCGCUUCGACGGCCUGGCCAUGCGCUUCAUGGACAUCCGCAAGCGUGUGUACGAGGUGCCGGAGCUGGGCAAGAAGGCCACCAUGGUGUGCAUCCCCACCACCUCGGGCACCGGCUCCGAGGUGACGCCCUUCUCGGUCGUCACGGACGAGCGCCUGGGCGCCAAGUACCCGCUGGCCGACUACGCGCUGACGCCCAGCAUGGCCAUCGUGGACCCCCAGCUGGUGCUCAACAUGCCCAAGAAGCUGACCGCCUGGGGCGGCAUUGACGCCCUGACGCACGCGCUGGAGAGCUACGUGUCCAUCUGCGCCACCGACUACACCAAGGGUCUGUCGCGCGAGGCGAUCAGCCUGCUGUUGAAGUACCUGCCCCGCGCCUAUGCCGACGGCUCCAACAACUUCGUGGCGCGCGAGAAGGUGCACUACGCCGCCACGAUUGCCGGCAUGGCCUUCGCCAACGCCUUCCUGGGCAUCUGCCACUCCAUGGCGCACAAGCUGGGCGCCGCCUACCACGUGCCGCAUGGCCUGGCCAACGCCGCGCUGAUCAGCCACGUCAUCCGCUACAACGCCACCGACAUGCCCGCCAAGCAUGCCGCCUUCCCCCAGUACCAGUACCCCACUGCCAAGCAGGUGUGUGGGCGGUGGCGGUGGAGGGGGUGGAGUGCCUCCUCACGUGUGCAGCAGCACACGGUGGUGGGGGGAUGUAUGUCGGCUGGAGCAUUCGGCUGAAGACCUCCAACGCCGCCACCGGCCCCGCCCCCGACCUCCUGCUCCCCACCGCGGUGCGGUGCCUGGGCUCAGCCAGCGCCAGCACCUGCGCAUCCUGGCGCGCGGCCGACGCCUCGGACCUGCUGCGGUCAGCGCACCAGGCCGCCCCCGCCCCCGCCCCCGCCACCC
This is a messenger RNA of Chlamydomonas reinhardtii, 1885 nucleotides long. RefSeq lists its product as uncharacterized. Lineage: Eukaryota; Viridiplantae; Chlorophyta; Chlorophyceae; Chlamydomonadales; Chlamydomonadaceae. Gene Ontology annotation, cellular component: mitochondrion. The transcript has 14 exons. The coding region runs from base 113 to 1717 and encodes 534 amino acids. The record is from RefSeq and is a predicted model, not a curated record. Gene Ontology annotation, molecular function: alcohol dehydrogenase (NAD+) activity; oxidoreductase activity, acting on the aldehyde or oxo group of donors, NAD or NADP as acceptor; metal ion binding.